AAAAUGUCGCUUUCCAUGAAAGAGUUGUCUUCGCUUCUUAAUGUCUUAGAGGAAGAAGGUCUAGGGCAACGUCCAUUUGAAAAUGUUGCAUCAAGCUUUCAUCACAGUUUCAACAAACAAGACCAUUAUCGAGUUGGUUCAUCUCUGGUCCUCCUGCUACAAAAUGAAGAUUUGCUUCCUUCCAGAGAGCAAAAGUUAAUGGCUGUAUUUCUGUUAUAUGAAAUGUAUCGCACGGAACCUAUUCAAGCAAAUCCAUUUGCAUCUGUAUUUGUUCAUUUAUUGCAUCCUCCUGAAGAAGUAAAAUCAAAAACAACUGGCCGAAUGACCAAACGACCAUGGGCUUUGCCACGUUUGACUAACUCUGAAAAAUAUUUUUUAUCUCAGUUAAUAUCAAUGCCAACUAAAGAUCUCUUCAAAAAGACUCCUUUGCAAGUUAUUCAGAUGGAUGUUUCCGAUAUGCAGUCAUUUGAUGUGAGUGGCCUUCAAGUUGCUCUUGCCGAACGUCACUCUGAAAUGUCGCAAACGAGCAAAAGUGGUAUCCCUGUGGUUUUCCCCUAUCCUGAUGAUAAACCAAUUGAACCUAUUGAUAUUAACAAGCUGAAAAGUAUAAGAGAAGCUUUGUUAUGUGGAUCUGAUGCACCUGUACAGUCAUGUUUUAAACCAGAAUGUAUACGACUUGCUCCACCACUGCAUGCUUUUGAUGAUGAACUAGUCUGGAUGAAUCUUACAAAUCCAGCAGAACACAAAGUUGCUUGGGACACAUCCAUGUGUGUAAGCAAUACUGCUGGCGUAGAAGCCAAGCGGUUAAUGGCUAAGGCUUUUAAAUCUUCCCUCAAUCCUGUACAGUUGCAACAGCUAUUAUCUGAAUUAGAAGUAGAUCCUAAAUUGGUUUAUCACAUUGGUCUAACUCCUGCAAAGCUUCCAGACUUAGUUGAACACAAUCCUACUGUUGCUGUUGAUGUUCUAUUGCGUCUGAUUUCGUCUAAUCAAAUAACUGAUUACUUCACAGUUCUUGUAAAUAUGGAAAUGUCUUUACAUUCCAUGGAAGUUGUAAACAGAUUGACAACAGCUGUUGAUUUACCUACUGAAUUUGUGCACUUGUACAUAUCCAACUGCAUCAGUACUUGUGAAACAAUUCGGGACAAAUACAUGCAAAAUAGACUUGUUCGUUUAGUGUGUGUGUUUCUGCAGUCAUUAAUCAGAAAUAAAAUCAUUAAUGUUCAAGACUUAUUUAUUGAAGUGCAAGCCUUCUGUAUAGGAUUCAGUCACAUUAGGGAGGCAGCUGCUCUGUUUCGACUGUUAAGACAAAUAGAUAAUGGUGAACAAAUACCUGGACAGUCUGCUCCGAAUUCUCAAGGAAAUUCAGGAAGAUGAUUAACUAUUUUGUACAUACUGUUAUGUUUUAAUGUGAUGUAAAUAAAUACA
Messenger RNA from Uloborus diversus, 1425 nucleotides. RefSeq names its product CCR4-NOT transcription complex subunit 11-like (gene Not11). NCBI's taxonomy places the organism in Eukaryota, Metazoa, Arthropoda, Arachnida, Araneae, Uloboridae. Gene Ontology annotation, biological process: negative regulation of translation; mRNA catabolic process. Gene Ontology annotation, cellular component: CCR4-NOT complex. The record is from RefSeq and is a predicted model, not a curated record.